CAUUCGAAUAGUUCAGCUCAUCCUAGGCGGGUUUAAAGUUCCUAGAAUCGCAAUCGUUUAAAAACUCAAACCAACCGGCAAAAUGAAUAAGUUUGCAGUGUUCGCAAGCGUGUUUUGUGUUCUGUUGGCGGGAAACCUGGUUUUUUCGGCACCGGCUCCGCAGGCUGGUGAUGCUGCGCCACGGUCCAGCGGCCAGGAUGUGGAAGUUGUGCGGUACUUCAGUGAAAACAAUGGACCAGAUGGAUACAAAUUCACAUACGAACUUAGUGAUGGUCAGAUUCGUUCGGAGGUCGGUACUUAUCGGGACGUAAAGGACGCGGAGGGCAAUGAUGUGAAGUCGCUAUUCGUUCAAGGAUCGUACUCGUUUGUUGAUCCUAAUGGUCAAACCCACUGGGUGAACUACACUGCCGAUGAGAACGGAUAUCAUCCCAAGGUCGGCACUGGCCCCACCGGAGGAAUCCAGCCGGGACAGGACGCUCCAAUCACUAGCGCAUAAGCAGGGAAACACACUAGCGACACACAUUCUAAGUCAAUCCUUCGAAGUGAGAUACGCAGCAUAGUGAGACACGCACCUAGCCGAUGAUGUAAAUAAUAUUGAAAGUGGGAAGCAAGUGUUUCCCUUAGGAAUUAAUGAUACGCAGUAAAUGAUUAAAUAAACUUCGAAGCACUCAUGCUUAAUGGAA
Messenger RNA from Toxorhynchites rutilus septentrionalis, 683 nucleotides. Its product is annotated as endocuticle structural glycoprotein SgAbd-5-like. Gene Ontology annotation, molecular function: structural constituent of chitin-based larval cuticle. The transcript has 2 exons. The record is from RefSeq and is a predicted model, not a curated record. Gene Ontology annotation, cellular component: chitin-based extracellular matrix. NCBI's taxonomy places the organism in Eukaryota, Metazoa, Arthropoda, Insecta, Diptera, Culicidae. Bases 83 to 496 code for a protein of 137 amino acids.